Centruroides sculpturatus (bark scorpion) is the source of this 267-nucleotide messenger RNA. RefSeq names its product ATP-dependent RNA helicase DBP4-like. Gene Ontology annotation, molecular function: nucleic acid binding; ATP binding. The transcript has 3 exons. The record is from RefSeq and is a predicted model, not a curated record. Gene Ontology annotation, biological process: rRNA processing. The annotation marks the transcript as partial. Lineage: Eukaryota; Metazoa; Arthropoda; Arachnida; Scorpiones; Buthidae. Gene Ontology annotation, cellular component: nucleus.
UUGAAAUUUGAACGGAAACGUAUGGACAAAUGUAAUAUAAUUAUCUGCACACCUGGAAGAUUGCUUCAGCAUAUGGAUGAGAAUCCUCUGUUUGAUUGUACACAUUUAAAAAUGUUGGUUUUAGAUGAAGCGGAUAGAAUCCUUGAUUUAGGUUUCCAAACGACUAUUAAUGCAAUUAUUGAAAAUCUUCCUAUAGUGAGGCAGACACUUUUAUUUUCAGCAACUCAAACAAAAUCAGUAAAAGAUCUGGCUAGAUUAAGUCUUCAG